GGGAGGGUGUGAGAAAGAGAAAGAAGUGAAGCCAGUGAGCUCAACACAGCCAGCAUGGCGAGCCAAAGGGACUUCACGCACAGAAAAACGUGGAUUAAUGUCCUUCUGCGACUCCUACAGCUCUUAUUGCCCUACAUUCAACACGGAGGAGCUCAGUUUCAAGUUCUGACUCAGAUGUCCAGCGUGGUUGAAGUUUGGCAGGCAGAGGACACAGACUUCUUCAUGCCGUCGCAGGCAGAGGAGCAGCACAGUAAUGAAAAUGUGCCUCGAGAGGAGAGCUCCACAUUUUACAUACAGGAGAGUGGGAGACAGCUCCUGUUUCAGCCGCCCUCACUGGAGUUUGGAACACAGCCUGUGGGGCUGCCAAGAGCUGAAACGGUAUACAUCUACAAUCCCAGCCAGGAGCUCCCUGUCUCUCUGCUCUCUGUGUUUACAUCCAGCAGACAUUUUCACAUGCCUGCCUUCCACAGAAGGGUGAUUCCACCCAGAGGGAGAACAUCUUUUAAAAUCGUUUUCCUCCCCACAGUGGAGGGCAAUGAAGAAAUCUCAUUAUUUAUUAACACAUCAACCCAUGGGGUGAUAUCAUACCAGGUUUUUGGGCUUGGAGUCCAUGAUGGAUCUGUCAAGGACGUCCACAAAAAAGACAGCAUUCUAAUAUUUCCUCACAUACAAAGCAUUAAGCUAACACAAACUCAGGAAGAUGCUUCUAAUAUAACCAUUUUAGGUCUGCUGCUUGACUGCAGUUUACCAAAAAUGUUCUACAAUCAGCCCCAGGGUUGGUGUUUAGUAUCUGAGGAGGGCAGAAUCGCACUUCAGAUCAGUCUAUCUGAGAAAGGGAAAAUGCCUACCCACCUUGAUAAACUCAAACCGUACGUGUUGGAGAAUAUAUUGGUGCUGCUAGUCCUCCCGCCACCAGGAGAUGCUGUUUCAGAUCCCAGAAUAGGAGUGUACAUGUUGAACUCAGGGGUCAAAAAGCUCUUUGUUAAGGAAAUCCAGCUCCUGUCCAGAACAGACAGCAGUGUAGCACUAAAUGAGAAGCUGCUCCAGCCGUCCGCUGCUAACUUCACACAAGUGGCCUCGCUCUUCUGUAGAAGGCCUUUGUCAGCUAAAAAUAAAAGGUGUUCCGGUCACUACGGCUUGCAGAUAUUAGCAGACAGAACAGUGAAUGUGUAUCCACUGUUGGAUGUCACACGCAGAUGGUGGGACUAUGAGCUGAGCAUUUUGGUUCAGGUCAGACAGAAGCAGAGAGGUUCAGAGUAUGUGGAGCUGUGGUUGUCCAACCCUCUUCCCAUCACCUUCAGAAUCACUAACAUCUCCCUCUCCCAGCACAAGCGCAAACUCUUCAAGAUGGUAAAUUUUACAGAGUCCUUGGACAUUAGGUCUGGUUGCUGGAAGCUUCUGUCUCUUCAGCUGCUCAACAAAUCUUUACCCAUCAACGUCAGGACCACAGUUACCCUGACAACAAGUGUGGGGCUCCCACUGGAGCUUCACCUCCAGACGCUCCCCGCUGCUGCAAAGCAGGGAGAUAUUAUUUUUGAAUCAAACCAGGAGUGUGAGCGGAUCUGUCCUCUACGCAUGUCCAGAGCAGGACUUGCAGAGUGGCAGCAAUCUCUUCUCCCAGAAUCCUCCUCUUCUCUCUGGCGUGUGGACAGCAGCCUGGCCUCUGCACUGUGUAGCCGUUGGCACUGUAGCAAAGAGCUCUCCUGCAGUUGGCCCAGAUUCCCUGCAGACCACUCUUCACCUCUAGACUUUGAGGCCACACCUGUCAAUGAUAGUAAGGUUAAGAAUUUCACUCUGAAAAACCCAACGGGUUCAGUGGUGUCUGUGGAGAUCAGAACCCUCUCUUCAUAUCCAGCUUCACUUGAAGCUCUCGACAUGUUAACCAAAUGGUUUAAUAUUAGCCCACUGGCUGUAAAUAUCACUACAGCAGAAUUUUCUCUGUUGGCUGGUAACCAUAAGGAGAGUGAGAGAGGCAGCGUGCUGAGGUUCCUCCUUCAACCAUGGGAGUCGAGAACAGUUUCAGUGGCUUUUCGACCCACGGAACACAAACCUGUUACCUCACUGCUUCUGAUCAGGAACAACCUGACAGUGUUUGACAUGGUUCUGGUUAAAGGGUUUGGAGCCAAAGAGCUCCUGAGGGUGGGAGGAAAACUCCCCGGGCCUGCAGCCUCACUGCGCUUUAAUGUGCCCCAGUCCACCCUCAUGGAGUGCAGAGAUGGCUUGCGGUCGAGUAGGCCCUUGUUUGCCAUCCAAAAGAGUUUUAAAGUGGAGAACGCAGGCGAGUUGCCAUUGACUGUAGUAUCAAUGAACAUUAAUGGUUAUAAAUGUCAGGGAUAUGGCUUUGAGGUCCAGCACUGCAGAUCCUUCAAACUGGAUUACAACUCCUCCUCAGAAAUCACUAUUAUAUUUACUCCAGAUUUCACAUCUUCAUGGGUGAUCAGAGAUCUGACUCUGGUGACAGAACGUGGCUCCUCCUUUCACUUCACGCUCAAUGUGACGCUGCCUCACCACAUGCUGCCCCUGUGUGCACAAGUGGUACCGGGUCCCAGCUGGGAGGAGUCCUUCUGGGUCAUCACAUUGGUCUUUACCUGUUCCUCUUUAGCUGGUGUGUGUCUGCUGGCUUUUCAUCAAGCUCAGCACAUUUUGAGCGACUUCUCCACACCCAGUUUCCGUACCAAUCACAACUCUGUACCUCGUGAAAAUAUUAGCAUAAACCACAGCUCCUCAAACGGUGUCAGUAGAGGAAAAGGCAGUUGUAAGAACUACACCGACACAAACCACCCCUCUGACAAAGGCAAAGGGCGGGGCUCUCCAGCUGUGGCCAAUGGAACGAUUCGGUCUCAGUCCUCAUCGAAGAAAAAUUCUGGGGGAUCGUCUCAGCCUCCGAAAAAGCAAACUAAAGUGUCGUUUCUCUACGGUAGAUACAAAAGCAGUCCUACUACCCCCAGUGCUCCUGCUACAUUUUGCAGUCCUCCCACCGAGAGAGAGUUGGAUCCGGAGGUUUGGAAUAACAACAACGACCUAUUAGAUGCAGUCCUGCUUCCUCCCGACAAAAAAGAGCACUUUAGAGAAUCCAGGGAGGAGGAUGCAUUGCCAUCUGAUAUGUUUCCCAUGGAAACGCUUUCUGGAUUACCUGAAAAUGUACCAAACAAAGUCCCUCAGCCUGCUGCUGAAAUCAUACAGAAUGAGGAGUGCAACAGAAAAACCAUUGGAAAAAGGGAAAAUGCAGAAGAAGAGAAAACAGAGAGAGACGGCAGUCAGAAAAAAAGACCAGAGAAAGAUGCAGAACUUGGAGUGUCUGCCACUAAUACCAAAGGAAAGAAAAACACAGGCAGGAGUCGCAGGAAGGCUGCUGAACUCGUGCCUGAACUUCCGGAAAACAGCAUUGACAUGGUUACAGAGAGUGAGAGAGAACCUCCACGUAAUGUAGCUAGAAACCGUAUCCCAAAACCUGAACUACCCAAAACCGGACCCAAUCCAGACAGCCCUCCAAAACACAGUGGUACAUGUUUAGUCAGAGCCAGACGUAAGUGUCCAGAGCGACGUCUGCAAUGGGAGUCCAGCUCUGAUUCAAGCAGUUCAUCUGGCAGUGUGAGAGCUAGCCGAGGGUCCUGGGGCAGCUGGAGCAGUGCCAGCAGCAUAGAGGGAGAGAAGGAUCCAAAUAGACAUACUGGCAGGAAACGUAUGUCUUUCUCUCUCUCACACACACACUUUGGUGGUGUUAUUUUAGGAGACAACAUCCAGUACAACCCAUAUCCAACAGACCGUGAAUGUUACCUGAACAUGAAUUAUACCUUCAAAACUCAAAGCAUGAACAAUCUAUAUGUCAGGGAAACAUGCCAAAGCCCAGAGGUCUGUCCUGCCCCCUCACUUACCCAAAGCUUUGCUGAUGUAGCCGCCGGUGUGGACAAGGACCAUGACAUUGUGAGCUCUAACGUAAUAGAAGAGACAUGGUCUGCCCCCUCAGUUCCUCUGACCAAUGAAUUCAGAUACCCAUUCGUCCCUGGAUAUAAUAGCUUUCCUUGGAACAACAUGAACAGCCAGUGUACCAGCCAGUAUCCCUAUAGUGAUCAGACAAACUACAUGCCACCUGGUAACGGUAACUGCCAAAACACAUUCUUGUGCCAUGAAAGCCAAACUGUGACACACAGACACCAACCUGUCUGGGGUGAUAAUGGAGCCCAUGACGUAAACUCCACUUGGGACACUGGCAGCAAGACAUACUUCCCAGGAACCAGAAGUCUCUCACCCAUGUCCAGUCUAUUUGGCUCUAUCUGGACACCUCAAAGUGAACCUUACCAAAGCCACUUCCACCAAGAACGUUCAGCACCUGUCUCACCCCACUCACCAGUGUCACCCAUCACACCCUUCAGCCGCGAGCCAGGCGGCGCCUGCCCAGGCAAGCAGUUCUCCAGCUUCAAUCCCUUUGGACCUCACAUGAAUUUGGACAUAUGGAACUCCUCUUCAAACCGUAGCUCCAACUCCCAGCUCUCCAACGAUUCCGGCUACUGUGGUGAUAUGUGAGGGAACCGAUCAGAAGUGGUGCUUUCAAAAAAUUAGGCAAACAAAAGAAUGUGCUUUUAUCUCUGUUGGGGAAAUGUGAAUAUUCUUUUUUUUAUGUUUGUUGUUGUGGUAAGGUUCCGCAUUUUGUUGUAUAUUUUUCUAGAUGUUUUGCAGGUUUGACCAUUGAAAAUAAAAAAAAAAGUUUUUGUACUUGA
This is a messenger RNA of Triplophysa rosa, 4718 nucleotides long. It is a transcript of the gene tmem131l, whose product is annotated as transmembrane 131 like. Bases 55 to 4524 code for a protein of 1489 amino acids. Lineage: Eukaryota; Metazoa; Chordata; Actinopteri; Cypriniformes; Nemacheilidae. The record is from RefSeq and is a predicted model, not a curated record. Gene Ontology annotation, cellular component: membrane. The transcript is spliced from 34 exons.